Colletotrichum karsti is the source of this 456-nucleotide messenger RNA. RefSeq lists its product as uncharacterized. Bases 1 to 456 code for a protein of 151 amino acids. NCBI's taxonomy places the organism in Eukaryota, Fungi, Ascomycota, Sordariomycetes, Glomerellales, Glomerellaceae. The record is from RefSeq and is a predicted model, not a curated record. The transcript has a single exon.
AUGCGAGACCGAAACCUACAAGCUGAUAUUGAUAGGCUGUACCGGGCGCGAGGCUAUCUUGAGGACGAGAAUUUCCGGGCAGCUAACGCAGCAAUACAGUCUUUGAUCGACGAGAAGGAAAAGUGGGAACAGUGGGAGUCGUUACAGACGUACAAGACUAUCAGUCUUCAGAUUCGGGAGAAAAUGCUGGAAGCGGCGGUCGAAUCGAUCGAGGAGAAUAUCGAGGUCUUGCAAGAGAAGAUGGAGCAGUCUCCAUGGGACCAGAAGUCGCACUACGAUUACCUCAAACCACCAGACUCAGAUGAUGAAACCGAGGAGGACACAGACAGUCGAGACACGACGGACCAGGAGUCAAAUCACGGGUUUCUUGGCAAUCCAGACUCGGGCAACGAAGUUGAGACUGAGGAGGAUGAGGAAGUGGAAAGUCUUCACAGUGGUGAUGUCGAGCGAAGAUGA